AUGAAGUUUUUUUUUACGGAUUUUAUUUUAAUUUGUUUUUUUUUAUUUAUUUUUAUUGAAAAUUGUUUAUGUUACAAACCAGUUUUUAUUAUUCAUGGAAUAUUAAGUAAAAAUGUCAGUAUGAAAAUAUUAGAAAAACGCAUUAAACAGCUUCAUCCAUCUACAAUAGUUUCUUCAUGUGAUCGUUAUGAUGACAUUGGUAGUUUGGAACCAAUGUGGAUUCAAGUUGAAAAAAUUGGAGAAGAUUUAUUAGAUUUUUCUUCAAAAUAUCCAGAUGGAAUACAUUUAAUUGGUUAUUCCCAAGGAGGACUUAUAGCCAGAGGAAUAUUACAAAAAUAUCCAAAUCACAAUGUUAAAACAUUUAUUUCUUUGAGUUCUCCACAAGCUGGACAAUAUGGAACUCAGUUUUUGCACAUUUUAUUUCCUGGUGUUGUGAAAGAAGAAGCUUACAAACUCUUUUAUACAAAUGCUGGCCAAUGGAUAGCAGUUGGAAAUUAUUGGAAUGAUCCACACAAACAAGAUUUAUAUUACAAUUAUAGUAUUUUCUUACCAGUUAUUAAUAAUGAAGUACCCAGUAAAAGGGAUCCAAAUUAUAAAGAAGGACUAACAAACUUGGAAAAAAUGAUAUUGAUUGGUGGGCCUGAGGAUGAAAUCAUAACACCUUGGCAAUCCAGUGUGUUUGGAUAUUAUAAUGACAAUGAAACAGUGGAAAUGAUGCAGGAUAGGACACUUUAUAAGGACGAUUAUUGCGGACUUAAAACUCUUGAUGAAAAUAAUAAAUUAAAGGUUUUUAUUGUAGAUGGAGUAAGACAUUUGGCAUGGAGAAAAAAUCAGACUGUAAUUGAUAAUUACAUUAUCCCUUACUUAGAUUAA
Messenger RNA from Pediculus humanus corporis (human body louse), 873 nucleotides. RefSeq names its product palmitoyl-protein thioesterase, putative. The transcript is spliced from 4 exons. The record is from RefSeq and is a predicted model, not a curated record. NCBI's taxonomy places the organism in Eukaryota, Metazoa, Arthropoda, Insecta, Psocodea, Pediculidae. Gene Ontology annotation, cellular component: lysosome. The coding region runs from base 1 to 873 and encodes 290 amino acids. Gene Ontology annotation, molecular function: thiolester hydrolase activity; palmitoyl hydrolase activity.